This is a messenger RNA of Dentiscutata erythropus, 135 nucleotides long. Lineage: Eukaryota; Fungi; Glomeromycota; Glomeromycetes; Diversisporales; Gigasporaceae. The record is from the annotation of a GenBank genome assembly.
AUGUCCAUAAACGUUUCUAACAAUAAUCUUGGAACGCUUGGAGGUGUGGUCUUUGUAGGCGUGCUUUGCAUGAACAAGACCUUAAAUUCAUUAAAAAUUAAAGAAAGUCAGAUUGGCAUAAUUGGAGGAAGAGAG